Ostrea edulis (European flat oyster) is the source of this 3457-nucleotide messenger RNA. Its product is annotated as angiopoietin-1 receptor-like. Gene Ontology annotation, biological process: positive regulation of kinase activity; protein phosphorylation; cell surface receptor protein tyrosine kinase signaling pathway. The transcript has 17 exons. Gene Ontology annotation, cellular component: signaling receptor complex. The record is from RefSeq and is a predicted model, not a curated record. Gene Ontology annotation, molecular function: ATP binding; transmembrane receptor protein tyrosine kinase activity. NCBI's taxonomy places the organism in Eukaryota, Metazoa, Mollusca, Bivalvia, Ostreida, Ostreidae. Bases 251 to 2404 code for a protein of 717 amino acids.
CACAGCCAAACUGGUAAAAAAAAAAAUUAAAAAGAGGCACCUCUCGACUCUGACAUCAUUUCUCCAAAUCUCAAGAGCGUGAAGUUGUUUAGUAACGGUCGUGUCACUAAGCCAAGGAUGUGGGCUUUUAUUCAUUAGUCUGCAAAAUUGAAUUCCAGUACAUAUAUCGCUCAUUGAGAAAACUGUGGCAUAGCAUACACUUUAUUUGAUAUUUAAGUUAUUUAUUUAUAAUUUAUUGAUAUCUGGAGGAAUGUAUGUACGAAGAACAAUACGCUGUCUGUCCUCCAUCAUUCUGUUUAUUGUUUGUUUGGAUUAUACCGAUGUGGCCAUUGCAGCCUGUAUCCCCGGAGAUGACUGUCCCACGACAUGCCCAGACAAUUGCCAGGAGGGAUGCACGCGGACGGAGAGGUGUUUAGGGGGGUGUCGUCCAGGCUGGAGGGGUCCAAGAUGUGACGAGCGUUGUGACCCUUUCACAUAUGGUCCUAACUGCAGAAUGCACUGCGGACACUGUCUAGACGACGACCCUUGUGAUAUGAAGACGGGUAUUUGUCAGAAUGGCUGUUUACCUGGUUUCAAGGGAGACCUCUGCAAAGACUCAUGCCAACCGUUCACCUAUGGCUUCAAUUGUUCCGGAAAAUGCGGGAAAUGCCAGUCUGGUAAAGCGUGUAAUGCCAUGACGGGGAAAUGCAGCGGGGGUUGUGAGACGGGAUACAGUGGAGACCGGUGUGACCAAGAAUGCCCUCCUCAGUCCUAUGGAAUUGCAUGUUCUAUGUCCUGCGGUGAAUGCAGAAAUGGUUCAACCUGUGACUCUGUCUCGGGUCAUUGCUUAUCAGGAUGUGAGCCUGGCUGGAUUGGAGAAAAAUGUGACCAACGAUGUCCGCUUGGUUUUUUCGGUGACAUUUGUCAGAGAAUUUGUGGGAAGUGUCAAAAUAGUGCAUGUGACCACGUGACCGGACAUUGCUCGACAGGAUGCAAGCCGGGAUGGACUGGGUCAAUUUGUACUGAGAAAUGCGCCAACAAUACUUAUGGUCCAAACUGUAGCCUUACGUGUGGACACUGCCAUGCUGGUGAGAGCUGUGAUCCAAGCCGUGGUGGUAUGUGUACUAAAGGAUGCGCCAGUGGCUGGAGAGGACCUCGAUGUGAUGAAGCAUGUCCCAAAGGGUUUUAUGGUCUCGCUUGCAGUUACAAGUGUGGUCACUGUAUAAAAGGGAAAGCUUGUGAACCACACAAUGGGACCUGUAUCGGGGGAUGCAUGGACGGCUUCAGCGGGUCUUUGUGUACAGAUUCUGACGGCGUCAAUAAUCCCUUAACACAGAGUCUUUUGAUGUCCGUCUUGGUGUCUGUCAUCGUUGUUCUGCUGUUGCUAUUCACUGCUACAGUGAUGUACUUUGUGUGUGUACGCUACAAGCACGGACUCUUCAGUCGUUUUUACAGAUUAUCGACGAGAAGUUUACAAAGCCCAGAGCUCCACCUAUACGAACAGGUCGUGUCUGGUCCCUUUGAGCUGAACAAAUAUAAUCUUAUCAUUACCAAUGAAAAGCUCGGACAUGGACAAUUUGGAAUGGUAAAAAAGGGCUACGUAAAGCAGGACAGGGACCAUAAGAUACCAGUGGCUGUGAAAUCACUCAAAGAAUCGUCAUCGGAAAGAGAUAAGAAUGAUUUUAUGAAUGAAUUGAACAUUCUGAAGAAAGUUGGUCAAAAUCAAAACGUGGUGUGUCUGGUGGGAGCUUGUCAUAUACAAGGAACCAUGUAUGUUGCGAUGGAAUUCUGUGUAAAUGGCGAUUUACGAUCCUACCUGAGAAAAAUGAAAAGAUGCAAGAAUAAUUUGUACGCUAACGCUAAGACCAUCUCCCCCAUACAGAAAUCGGUGUUGUUAAAAUUCGCGCUAGAUGUCGCCUCUGGUCUGUCUCAUCUGGCAGACAGACAGAUUAUUCACAGAGAUGUUGCCGCUCGCAACGUUCUCUUGGACGAGCACUUGGUUGCCAAAGUUGCAGAUUUCGGACUGUCUAAAAAUGACGACACUUACGUCAAAACUUCAAAUACACGAGUUCCGGUAAAAUGGUUGGCGCCGGAAUCCUUGUUUAAUGCAACAUACACUUCACAGAGCGACGUAUGGUCUUUUGGUGUGCUGCUGUGGGAAGUUUGCACUCUAGGUGGCACUCCAUACCACGGCAUAGAUACUGCCCAAAUGUGUCAUCUACUGAAGCAAGGGUUCCGCAUGCGCAGACCGAGAACUUGUGAACCAGCCUUGUACGCGAUGAUGUUGCAGUGUUGGAACGAAAAUCCAGAUGCCCGGCCGUAUUUUGGUGACAUUGUACUGCGGUUACAGCGCAUGCUCGAGGACAGCCAGGUUUAUAUGAAUCUGGAUGUAAAUGAGGGGAAUCAUUAUGCUGAAAUCAAGUGAUACUAGAUUCCUCCAAAUCGAUCACUAUAGUCGACUCCCUACAUCUCGUAUAUCUCACGAGUAACGGCGCCAUAUACACGAGUUGAGCUGAGUGUUCAGGCAUCAGAAGGCGUCUCGUAGUGAACCAAGGAUAACAUACAUGUAGCUUGGAUUGGAUGAUCAUAGCUAAAUACUGCAUGACUGAAGUUCAUUCAAGAGAAUGACUUAGUAUAUUAAAAUAUUAUUCUUUCUCUCCGUAAGCAAAAUUGCGCAAAAGUCAGAGACCGAACACUGUGUGAGGUGAAUGACGAGUCCAGUUAUUGAGUGGUGUUUGAUUGGUCGAUACUUGUAAGAGGUGAAUGAUGAGUCCAGUUAUUGAGUGGUGUUUGAUUGGUCGAUACCUGUGUGAGGUGAAUGAUGAGUCCAGUUAUUGAUUGGUGUUUGAUUGGUUGAUACUUGUAUGAGGUGAAUGAUGAGUCCAGUCAUUGAGUGGUGUUUGAUUGGUUGAUACGUGUGUGAGGUGAAUGAUGAAUCCAGUUAUUGAGUGGUGUUUGAUUGGUUGAUACGUGUGUGAGGUGAGUGAUGAAUCCAGUUAUUGAGUGGUGUUUGAUUGGCAAUACGUGCUAAACGCACGUUUGAAAGAAUAUGUAAAUAUAUUCAAGAGUUUACAAUGCAAAUGUGAUAAUAUCAAUGUUAUCACCCCUAGUGCCGGUCACUUUCGGGAGAUAUAGUUUAAAUUAAUAUUAUUUUAUACAUUAGAAACACAUGAAAUUGUAAUAAACUGUUAUAUAACCCUAUUCCCAAUACACUUAUAAAUUUCGGGAUCUUUCAUUAUCACCGUGUUAUUUUGAAACGAAUGUGGGAGUAAUGGUGUAUAUUCACAGAACGUGUGAUAAAUCGAAUUAUUUUAGAAAUUGGGAGUUUCAAGAUAUUUUUUUUUUUACUUGGCACGUUGUUGGCAAUUUCCAAAUUUAUUUAUAAUGGAAAGUAGUAUAAAAUGUUUGAAAUGUAAGAUUGUAACUGUAUUUAUUUAUUUAUAAUUAAAGUGCAAUAAAUUAUCCUUAUUAAACAGAG